AUGGCGACGACUAAAGAGAGUGCGGCUGCGGCCGACUCAAAUGCGUUUGACAUCGUUGCGACAUACAAUGAGCUGCUUCGCUCUGAUCCCGACCUCACGAUGCCCAUUGCUGCUAUCGAGGCGCUGGUACACGUCCUCACCCACUGCCCUUCUUCGACAAUUUCCGAAACUCUUGACCUCUUAGAAAAGUCAACCGCUCAUCUGAAACGAUCCAUUCCCAACCCCAUCGGUCUUUCGGCCGGCACCGAUCUUUUCCAGCGCUAUCUCAUCACUACAUUACAACGACCCGGUCAGCUAGGACCGGCGGGUGACUUCAAGGCCAUUCGUACACACUUGCUAUCCAACGGCCGUCUGUUCAUUCGUCGCGCCAAAGAGAGCCGGCAGAAGAUUGCUGCGUUUGGCCGGGGCUUCAUUCGGGAUGGCUGCACAGUUCUCACUAAUGGAGGCUCCCGAGCCGUAGCUUCUUUACUGCAAAAGGCUGCCGACGAGGAGGGUGGCCCAUCUGCGGUUCGAUUCCGAGUCAUAUACGUCCUGUCUUCAAUAAGCCAGAACAUCGAGGAGCCCUCUGGAGAGCCGGAAGGAAUGGAGACGGUUCGCGCGUUGCGAGCCAAGGGUGUCCCAGUCGCGACGAUCCCCGAGUCGGCGGUGGCGUAUGCGCUCGGAAAAACGGACAUGGUCAUUGUCGGUGCGGAAGGUGUGGUGGAAAAUGGUGGCAUUGUGUCCCGGAUGGGCACUUAUCAGAUUGGUCUGCUCGCAAAGGCCAUCGGCAAGCCGUUCUAUGUGGUGGCCGAAAGUCACAAGUUUGUUCGUCUCUUCCCCCUGGGCCAGUACGAUCUGCCCAUUGAGCAACAUGUGGUGGACUUUAAGUCUGCGGAUGAUAUCGCCGAGGAGAAGAAGCGACAACAACAAACGCCCAAUGUUGGACAUUCCGACAAGCCUGUUGAGCUGCCACUGUGCGACUCGGUCGACUUCACGCCACCCCACCUUAUCUCCGCACUGAUUACCGACAGCGGUGUCUUGACGCCGAGUGCUGUUAGUGAAGAACUCAUCAAAAUCUGGUUCUGA
Penicillium oxalicum is the source of this 1065-nucleotide messenger RNA. Its product is annotated as translation initiation factor eIF2B subunit alpha. Gene Ontology annotation, cellular component: eukaryotic translation initiation factor 2B complex. The transcript is spliced from 2 exons. Lineage: Eukaryota; Fungi; Ascomycota; Eurotiomycetes; Eurotiales; Aspergillaceae. The coding region runs from base 1 to 1065 and encodes 354 amino acids. The record is from RefSeq and is a predicted model, not a curated record. Gene Ontology annotation, molecular function: guanyl-nucleotide exchange factor activity; translation initiation factor activity. Gene Ontology annotation, biological process: translational initiation.